Closterium sp. Naga37s-1 is the source of this 963-nucleotide messenger RNA. NCBI's taxonomy places the organism in Eukaryota, Viridiplantae, Streptophyta, Zygnematophyceae, Desmidiales, Closteriaceae. The record is from the annotation of a GenBank genome assembly.
AUGUGGGGGAUGAGGAGAGGAGGUGGGGGGGUGGCCGCAGCGUCCCCUCUUACUAACCCCCACAUCCCCACCCCCAAUCAACCAACCCCCUUUAACCUCACCCCCCAUGUCAACCGCCCCUUAGAACCGCUCUCCCUCCCCCCCUUUCUUUCUCCAGACCCCUCCCCACCCACGACGAUCCCUGUACAGUCCUUCACAGGUGGGGCUGCUGGUCACAGGUGGGGCUGCUGGUCACAGGUGGGGCUGCUGGUCACAGGUGGGGCUGCUGGUCACAGGUGGGGCUGCUGGUCACAGGUGGGGCUGCUGGUCACAGGUGGGGCUGCUGGUCACAGGUGGGGCUGCUGGUCACAGGUGGCUGGUGCUGGCGUGACGGCGCUGGCCGGUGCUGGUGGUGGUGAAUGGCUGCUGGUACUGGUGCCUGGUGCUGGCGGCUGGCGCUGGUCCUGGUGCCUGGUGCUGGCGGCUGGCACUGGUCCUGGUGCUGGUGGUGGUGACUGGCUUCGGUGCUGGUGCUGGUACUGGUGCCUGGUGCUGGCGGCUGGUGCUGGUCCUGGUGCCUGGUGCUGGCGGCUGGCGCUGGUCCUGGUGCUGGUGGUGGUGACUGGCUUCGGUGCUGGUGCUGGUACUGGUGCCUGGUGCUGGCGGCUGGCGCUGGUCCUGCAUUCCGCCGCCACUCCCUUCCCACUUUCCCUCUCCCCCCCACAGUGUUCCGCCGCCAAUCCCUUCCCCUCCUCCCUCUCCCACCCACAGCGACCACCGCUGCACACGCGAACAGUCGCAACGGGGGGGGGUGACGAGCAGGGGGGCGGGGGAAUGCGACGGGCGGAGCGAGGCGACGGGAAGGAAGAAAACGGGACGGGGGGGAAAGGGCCGCGACGACUGCCACCGUUGCCGUCCCCUUCAUUCCCAAUGCCGUCCCCCCCCCCCUUCCCCACUCUCGCACAAACUCGGCAGCAGGCGUAG